Messenger RNA from Misgurnus anguillicaudatus (oriental weatherfish), 2674 nucleotides. RefSeq names its product MALT paracaspase 3 (gene malt3). Gene Ontology annotation, molecular function: cysteine-type endopeptidase activity. NCBI's taxonomy places the organism in Eukaryota, Metazoa, Chordata, Actinopteri, Cypriniformes, Cobitidae. The record is from RefSeq and is a predicted model, not a curated record. Gene Ontology annotation, biological process: proteolysis.
GUUGCGUGACAUGGGUUAAAGUUUGUUUCCUUCAGUGGAUUAUAUUAUGGGCUGCGCUGGCUGGACUUCCAGUCUGAAAAAUAAUAGAAAGAGGAACAAGACUCACAGAGACGAUAACAAGUGCAUACGCACCUUCUUUCAGCUUUGUUUUGUUAAUUAUUAUCUAGGAUACCUGCUGCUGCCAAGCAAGCAGAUGUACAGGGCGCCGAUACACAGAGCACAUUGGUAGUGGGAGGGUCAGACUGUUAUUCUUACGGGAAACAUUCAUUUUUUUGCCUCGCUAAAUCGCUGCACGCUGAAUUUCUAAACGACGGCACAGUUGACGUUCAUUGCUUGUUGGCAGAAGAGGUUCUGAGAGGAAAUGUGACACUUUUUCGUCAGCUGGCAUACAUCUAACAACCACAAUGAGAGGACAGGUGUUAAGAUUUUGAAAUGACUGCCUUAAAAAGCAGCACUAUUGUGGUCUACGUCCUACUACACUAAAAAGUGGCAACAGUGAUGAAAUCUGAAGACAUUAUUAUUCUGAAGCAGCCAACGUCUGUGUGUGUACCACCAAACCAUGAGGUGACUUUAAGUGUUAAAGCAAAAGGCAAAGGUCCUUUGAAUUAUCAGUGGUUUGAUGAAAAACAGAGAGAGAUGAUGGGUGGUACAGGACCUGAGCUUACCGUCUCUCUCCAAAGUCGUGGGCAAUUUGUUUGCAGAGUAAAUGACCUGAACUGCAAUUGUCAGUUUACAGAAUGGGUAAUCGUGGACAUCCAGGCUGUACCAGGUGUUUCACACAUGUGGAGGGGGGAACCCCAUAUAGGCAUUCACCCCGAAAGUCAGACAGUAAAAGAAGGGGAGGCAUUCAUUCUUAAAUGCAGAGCUAUAGGCAAGCCUAUGCCUACCUACCAGUGGUACAGGAACGGACUACUACUGCCUAAACAGACCACACAAAAACUCAGGAUAAAAAAUGCCAGUGCAGAUAAUGCUGGUUCAUAUCUCUGUGCCGUGUCAAAUAGUUUGGAUGAGAGAUGGUCUGAGGCAGCUGAAAUUGAAAUUGCACCUCCAGAUGAACCAUCAACACCCACACUAAUUGCGACUGACAAAGUGGCACUAUUGAUCGGCAACCUUAACUACAACCACCAUCCUGGUCUGAUGGCCCCCACUAUGGACGUCCAUAAACUAGCCAAUCUUCUACAACAGUUAGGCUUCAGAGUGGUUUCUCUGCUAGAUCUCACCCUUCAGGAAAUGCAGGUUGCUAUUGAGAAGUUCUUGCAGCUCUUGGGUCGAGGCGUUUAUGCUGUUUUUUACUAUGCUGGCCAUGGUUACGAGCACUCGGGCAGAAAUUACCUGGUGGCGAUUGAUGCUCCUCGACCCUACAAAGCAGAAAACUGUGUGUGCGUACAGAGAGUGAUGCACAGUAUGCAGGAGAGACAAGCCCAGCUGAAUGUUAUUCUUCUGGACACCUGUAGGAAAUGGUAUGAACAGAAAGGCCCUGCAUCUCAAAUAAAGCCAUCGGCUCCUCUGGGCAACACAGUGUAUGGAUAUGCCACGAGUGAAGAUGCAGAAGCGUUUGAAGUCCAGGAUGGUGGCAAGAGCACGGGAAUCUUCACCAAGUAUCUGAACAAACAUAUUUUGGAGCCACAGAGGGUGACCCAUGUCUUGGAGCUGGUCUCUGAGGAUCUGGGAAAGGAUCCAUUGGUUCGUGGCAGGCAGGUUGUUGAAAUCAAGCACACUCUGACAGAGCCACGGGCGUUGACCGAUCCCGUUCAAACAUCGGGACAUACAAUGGAGCUCCGCCAGAGAGACGCUUGUUGGAAACAGGCUAAUGUUCUUCCUGCCCGGAAGUUUCUGAACUUUCAGGAAGGUGGUGUUCAAGUGGAGCUCAGUUUCUGUGCCUUGUUCUCAAACGUACUCGUUGUGUUCGGCACAGUGAGAAACACCGGUGCCGUGGCCCAGCCGUGCACUCUUCAACUUGAAAGUGAACCAGUGAUGCAGGACAUUUUGUCAUCUUGUGGCAGAUUAGAUGAAAUGGAUUCUCUGCUUAUGUGCAGUGGAAAAACUCCUGACUGCACCCUCAGGUUAUGUUGCCUUCAGAGGCUUCAGGGAUCACUGGUGAUCAAGGUGCGCCUGCAAUACAGCAAUAAAGAAACUAAACAACAGCUGACUGAAAUCAAAGAGUUAGACAUAGGCAGGCCACUCAUUGCCUCCUGCAAGCUUAACCAGAGGGCUAGCGACAGGAGACAAGAAGGCCGUGUCCAUACUUUGGGCCACAUGUCUAACAUCAGAAGGAUGCAUCAUCCAAACCAUCCUCGACCCUACACACGCAAGGCAGAGAAUAAGUUAUCAAGCAAUGAACCAGAGGAGAAUGAUGAAAAUGACUCUAGCGACUUCACUAUGUGAUGUACCGGUACCUUGCCUUUAUAAACAUGUAAUACAGUACGGCAUUGUGUUGAUGCAACAAUGGAUUUUUUCUGACAUUAACUGUUUUCUUUUUGCUUAUUAAUUACAAAUUUGUGUGUGUGUGUGUGUGUGUGUGUGUGUGUGUGUGUGUGAGAGAGAGAGAGAUAGAGAGAGAGAGAGCAUUGAAAGGAAGAAGUUCUCAUGAAAAUAUAUAUUUAUAUUAAUUAAUUGUAAAUCAAAUCAAGUUUAAUAUUCAUACAGAUAUAACCAAUAAAGCGCUACUACUGGA